AUUUGAAUAUUGUACCACUGUGCAUCGCUCACUCGCGCGCUCUCUCGCACAAAGUGCAGCUGAGCUGCCGUUUGGCCGUCGUCGUCGUCGUCGCCACACUUGCCGCUGCCGUUACUGCUGCUGCUGCUGCUACGCUUCCUCUGCCACACAACCGCUAGCCGCGGCCGCCGCCGCCUCAGUCGAAAGUCAAAAGCAACGUGUUGUGGACGCUUUUUUUUUACGUCGCGUUGCGUUUUGCGUUGCGUUGCGUUUACCUUCCACUCUCUCUCUUUCUCUCUCUCUCCGGCAGCCGCUUGCGCGCGCGCGCACUCAACCAACCCCCAAAACACUAUCCACAACAUCCACACCACCCACAAUUGCACCACACAAGCCGGGAUAGCAGAGCACCACACAAGAGCACCACCGCCUCCUCCUCCUCCUCCGCCUCCUUCUGCCCAGUCAACUUUCUCCACACGAUGUCCAGCAGCGCCGCAGCAGCGCAGUACAAACUCGACGCCAACUCCAAUGCCAUCGCUUUGAUUACGGACGUCGCAGCGCUGCCGAUGUCGCUGCCGCUGCCGCCGUCACCGUCGGCGCUGACAUCGCCUGCGGACCGCAUUGAAUGGUCGCGCUCCACUAUCUUGGGCUUCAUCGAGGACUAUCGGCGACAGCGCGUGCUGUGGGAUCCAAACACCAAAGGCUACCACAUCAAGCAGACCAAAUACGAGGCGCUCAAGCUGCUCAGCGAGAAAUAUGGCACUGAAAUACGUUCCAUACGAUCCAAAAUCAAAUCGCUGCGUUCCUCAUUCCAUCGCGAGCACGGCAAGGUGAUCAACGGACGCAACCGCGGCGUUCAUUAUCAGCCCAUGUGGUUUGCCUAUGAGGCCAUACGCUUCAUAUUGGAUGGCGAACGCGACGGCGAUGCCGACGUCUCAGUCGCUGCUUUGGAUGCUGCUGGCGUGGAUGUUGAGCCGGCGUCAUUGGCGUUGACUGCAUCGGAAGCGGCUGAUAAACUGGCGCUGAUGCAUAGCCUAGAUUUGGAACAGCUGACAGCUGCUGGCAAGCAACAGGUUGUUGAGCAGCAGCAGCAGCAACAUGAAGAGUUUGCUGCUCGCGUCGCUGCUGCCGUUGCUGCUGUGGCAGCCGCUGCGGCGGCGAACGUCAGGGAACGGGACCACAAUCUGGACACUGACGCAGCCAACUCUGAUGCCGAUGCCAACUCAAAUGGCUGUGCGGGCGUCGGCAGCGACGCGACAGCAGCAGAAGCAGCAGCAGCAGAGUCCGCAGCCGCUGCAGCAGCCGUGACACGUUCCUCUUCCGAUUUGGACGGCGAGAAUUACUGUAAUAUCAGCGCCGAAGAUGUGAAAACAGAAAUUAUCGAGCACGAAAGUGAGUUGGGUAUGCUCGACCGACAGACGAGUACGCCGUUGUCUCUGAGUUACUUUAAGCCCACAGAUCUGACUUAUAAUCAUCGGAAGCGCAAGGCGCAGAUGGAUGAGAAUGAUGGCAGCGAUGUGCGUGUUGGUGGUGUGGGCGUUGGCAUCGUCGGGGGCGUGGUCGGGGCGCUGACUUUGACGCCAAUCAAAUCCACGACACAGCAGCAACAACAGCAACAGAUGAACCACAGUCAGAUUGCAUUUCAUGCGCUGCAACAACAUUUUAGCCACAAUCUCAGCCACAACAGCCACCACAAUGGCAAUGGGCAACCACAUCAGCAGCAGCAGCAGCAACACCACCACCAACAACACUACCACCAUCAACAGCAACAUCAGCAGCAGCAACAACAGCAACAUUCCAAUAACAUGGCACAAAAACGUGAUCGUGAUCGUGAUCUCUCUUCCUCGCCGAGUGAGGCCAACAAUAUAACCACUAACAAUAAUCAUUCGUCCACAUCCUUGGAGUUGCAUUCGCUGGCAACAACAACAGCAACAACCAGCAGCAGCAGCGGCAUAUCCAGCAUUGUUGCCACACCCAUUAAGCUUAACAGCAACAACAACAACAACACCAGCAGCAACAACAACAACAACAAUAUUGGUAGCAACCAUGUGGAUGAAUAUGGUGUGUUUGGUGAGUAUGUCGCCAUCACCAUACGCAAAUUGAAGACAUCCAAGUCAAAGAUCGUUGUGAAGCAUCUGAUCAAUAAUCUGCUCUAUGAGGCUGAGCUGGGGAAAUAUGAUCAGGGAAUGCCGGCAUCCAAGGAACCGCCGCAGCUGUACAAGAUGCAAUAAUAAAUAGUUGAAUUCUGUAUAGGAGUAACAAAAAAAAAAACAAGCGGCUUGUAGUUAAUUAAUGAGAGAACGCACUAGUCAGCAAUGCAAAAAGUAAAGAAGAGAGAAAGCCAACAAUUCUAAGAGUUAAUUACGGGGCGGGGGGAAAUUAGCCAAGCGCAUUUCAUUCAGGGACAAAGACCAUUUAAGUACUUUAUACAAAUAUAAUAAUAAUAAUUAUAACAAUAAUCAAUACAUAAGUAUAUAGACAUGAUAUCAAUGACACUUUAGUCAAUCAGCAGUCAACAGUCAGUCAAAUCAGUCAGCAACCCACGAUGAACAGCAAAUAUCAACAUACCAUUAAUUAAAAUGAAUUAAAUAAUACAUUACCUUAUACAUGCAUAUAUGUAUACAAAUGUAUGUAUUUUGAGUUUUUUUUUAUAUUAUUAUUUUUAUUUGUUUACUUUAUUUACAUUUGGCAAUAACACUUUGAACUCAGGUGCCUUUAUUUUGUAGUCAAUUAAGAGUUGUUAUCUUAUGCAUUAAUGAAUCGAUAUACAUUAAUUAAUAUACAUACAUAUACCUUUAGAUACAUAUAUGUAUCUAUAUGCUAAGUGCCCACGUUGAAUCAGCAACAACAAAACUGUAAAUUUAUUUAAGUUUCUUCUCUUUCGGAUCGGAUGAUAUGCCAAAUGCUACUUACUAAUUAAUAUAUAUAUAUAUAUGCAUAUGCAUCCAACUUAAAGUGCUCUGUACAUAGAAUGAUAAUAAAAGAAGAAGAGGAUGACCAAUUUAUAAUUAUUGUUAAAGUAUCUAUUACUAUUUUUUGUUACUGAAACUAAUUUGAAUUGAGCUAAAGUUAACUAAUAAAAACUGUUGAAUUAUUUCAUUUUGAAAAUGA
Messenger RNA from Drosophila innubila, 3087 nucleotides. It is a transcript of the gene Dyro, whose product is annotated as probable basic-leucine zipper transcription factor E. The transcript has 3 exons. Lineage: Eukaryota; Metazoa; Arthropoda; Insecta; Diptera; Drosophilidae. Bases 456 to 2207 code for a protein of 583 amino acids. The record is from RefSeq and is a predicted model, not a curated record.